Molecule: messenger RNA, 2461 nt
Organism: Lotus japonicus
Lineage: Eukaryota; Viridiplantae; Streptophyta; Magnoliopsida; Fabales; Fabaceae
Product: serine/threonine-protein kinase PBL36-like
Exons: 6
Coding region: 321-1793 (490 amino acids)
Biological process (GO): protein phosphorylation
Molecular function (GO): protein kinase activity; ATP binding
Source: RefSeq, a predicted model, not a curated record
GUGGAAAAACCUUUCCCUCUGUCACAAGCACUCUCUCUUUCUCGCUCCCUCGCUUUCCUCUCUCCUCUUCCUCUUCCUCCAAUACCGCACUUUCUCUUUGGAAUUUGGACUCCAUUCACAACUGGGUUUCUCUCAUUCUCUCUGUUGCUUCCAUUUUCAUCCUUCACCACUCACUCUGCAUGUGUUGAUCCUUCAAAUUCUUCUUUUUUGUUCAGUGUGUGUUGGGUUUCAGAUUGUUCAAUUAUUUGAUGGAAUUGGUUUUUCUGUGUCGGGUUUGAGUCUUUUGGGGAUGGAAACUUGAUUGUGAGAGUUUUUGGAAGAUGGGGUAUGGGGAUAAUAAUGCAAUUCAAGCUGGGAGUUUGGAUGUGGACAAGUCAAAGGGAAGCAAGAAGAAGGUUGAUGAUGGUGCAAAGAAGGAGAGAGGAUGGUGGUUUAGAUUCAGUUUCUUUGGGAGCUGCAUACCUUCAAGACCAAAAGUUGAUAGCUCCAUAAGUGGCACUAGUACCCAUAAUGGUAACAGUAUCAAGUCAGUGAUAACUCAAUCAGAGGAAAACAAAUCUGGAUUUGAAAAAAAUACAGAGGAAACAGAGGCUCCUCCAGAGUCCUCUACAACAACUAGUAAUGAGGAAAGCAUUGCUUCCACUCCAAAAUUAUUCAGUGAGGAGUUGAAGGUGGCUUCUAGUUUGAGGAAAUUCACAUUCAAUGGGCUUAAGGUGGCAACUAGGAAUUUCAGACCAGAGAGUCUUCUUGGUGAAGGAGGGUUUGGUUGUGUCUUCAAGGGUUGGAUUGAGGAGAAUGGAACUGCACCUGUGAAACCGGGGACCGGGCUUACAGUUGCAGUCAAGAUCCUCAACCACAAUGGACAUCAGGGUCAUAAAGAGUGGCUUGCUGAAUUGAACUAUCUUGGUGAUCUUCUCCAUCCUAAUCUCGUUAAAUUGAUUGGUUUCUGUAUCGAAGAUGACCAGCGAUUAUUGGUUUACGAGUUUAUGCCUCGAGGCAGUUUGGAGAACCACCUCUUUAGGAGGCCCCUGCCUCUUCCUUGGUCAAUCAGAAUGAAAAUUGCACUCGGUGCUGCAAAAGGUCUUGCUUUUCUCCAUGAAGAUUCUCAGAGGCCCAUAAUAUAUCGUGAUUUCAAAACAUCUAAUAUUCUUUUAGACGCGGAAUACAAUGCCAAGCUUUCUGAUUUUGGACUUGCCAAAGAUGGUCCUGAGGGGGAAAAGACACAUGUAUCUACAAGAGUUAUGGGAACAUAUGGUUAUGCUGCUCCGGAGUAUGUGAUGACAGGACAUCUGUCAUCAAAAAGUGAUGUCUACAGCUUCGGAGUAGUGCUACUUGAAAUGCUCACUGGUCGGCGGUCUAUUGAUAAGAAAAGACCAAAUGGGGAACACAAUCUAGUGGAGUGGGCAAGGCCUGUACUCGGGCACAGGAGGAUGUUCUUCCAGAUAAUAGAUCCCCGCCUUGAAGGUCACUUCUCAGUUAAAGGGGCACAGAAAGCCGCCCAGCUGGCUGCGCAAUGCCUUAGCCGCGAUCCAAAAGCUAGGCCUUUGAUGAGUGAAGUGGUUCACACUUUAAAGCCUUUGCCAAACCUCAAGGACAUGGCCAUCUCAUCUUAUCACUUUCAGACUGCGCGAGUAGAUCGAACCAUGUCCAUGCCGAAUCAUAAAAACGGUAUCAGAACACAGUUGGUAUCUUUACCAAAGAAGGGUCAACCUUUAAGGAUCUUAUCAAGUCCAAAUUGUCCAAAUGGUUCUCCAUAUUCUCGUUAUAGCAAGUCCCCAAAACCUGUUGGGUAAGAAUCACUAUUUAGUAUCUUUAAUUUGCUUCUCUAUUCAUUCAGUUCCCUCAAAUUAGGCCUUCACUUAAAAUCUUCUGUCAUUACAUGAUCUCAAAUAAGGUCAGGCCACGUUAGUUUAUAUAGUAGGGACUGGAUUGACAGAAAGGGGAAGAGCAAACUGUCUUAUACAGCUCUCAAAUAGAGAAUUGUUAUUUACUGAACUUGUUUUUCUUCCACCUUAUCACGGGUUUCUUCCUUUCAGUGUAUUUUUGUAAAGAAGAAAAAGAAUGUGGUGUUAACUCAUGUUAGUCAUAGAUUUUUACAUACUCAUUCGACAAUAUACAUUUUUGUGGAAACUUACUGAUGUAACUAAAUGUUGUACGAGAAUCGUGCUAGAGUUUUGAACAACUUAUAGCAUGUUUAGAUCAGCUUCUCUUUCAUCAAUCAAUUAUGAAAUCUAGAAGCUACUUACAGAAGCUUGUAUGUAAUUCUGAUUUCAGAAUCAGUUAUAGAAGAGUUUCCAAAAAUGCACUUAAAAAGUGCUAGGUGAGCAGUGUUUUUUUCUUUUUGGUUUAUUUUGAGGGUUGAAUUGAAUGUGUUGCUUGUUCAGAAAGAGCUUUGGUACUUUGUAUAAGUGAUGAUUUGUCCAUUUCAAUUUUAUAAGACUACCUUUAUUUGCGUUCACAA